ACGAAAUUGCAUCGCGUCUCGUUUCGCUCCCGUUUUUUUUGUACUUUCACGCGUUUUUUUUUGCACUGCUUUGAUAAGAAAGUGCUGAUUACUGUGAAAAGAGGUUUCAAAUUUCUACAUUGUAGCAGAAACCUGAAACUACAUCGAGCAUGGCUGGCUUGGAUGAAGAGUAUGAUCAGAUGCAGCGCGACUACUGUGACCCGCUAUUGAAUCGUUACGAUCGUGGACCCGGCGCUGAUUUGGACGACCGGCAGCAACCGGGUGCAUUAGCAGCCGCGGCAGCCAGAACUACUAGUUCCGUUGGUGGCGAAGGCAGUGGAAUGGCUUUCAAUUAUCCACCAGCCGUACGGAUUCAUUUGAAAAACACGCAGGACUUGACAGCAGAUGGUCUAAUACAGCUCUGUCGUCCUUAUGGAACCGUGGUCAGUGUACAUAAGCCAAAGGAUAACGCCAAUUAUGCGUUCGUGGAGUUUGCUAAUCAAAGUGAGGCGGGUUUGGCUAUCCAGGAACUGAACCGUAAGUUGGGUUUUCAAUUUUAUCCUACCUUCGCUCACGAGAAAAAGUCGUUACCCAUGGAAGCGGAAAGCUUUCCAGCACCUCCACCGCCAUUCGAGUCGGCGCCGGGCGAACGGCUGAUACCAAGACUAGAGAACAACGGGCAGGAGGAUAACUGGGAAACCACACUGGCACAGCGUAGAAUCAAAACGGGCUUUUCGAUUCCGCUGAAAAUUCGCUUCCCCGCGAAGCAAGAUUUAGCGACUGCUAGUCACUAUUCGGGAAAGUUGUCCGCACUGACCAGUGUGGAUACCGAUCAGAUAUUCAGCAUUGUAACGUUGCUGAGAAGCGAAAGCGUUUCACAUAAAACGUUGGAUGCCAACAUCAAGGAUCGCAUCAACAGCUUAGUUCAGAGGGCUGCCGUUAAACAGGUUACAUUGAUUGAAAAUUCCACUAAUCGGCCGGUGUACGGUUACAGAGGUUUAUCGGAGGAACAAAGGCUUCUGUUUCCGGAGACACGAUGUGUUGCAUGCGGUCAGCGAGGAUUCUUUAAAUGUACCAUUUGCGAAUCCCCAUACUGUUCAGCACACUGUCAACGAGAGGACUACAAAAAGCACAAAGAUGUUUGUCAUUUGAAAGGCUGGAAGCAACGGUCUCCGUUACUGAACAAAACUAAUAAAGGUUGCUUCGAAGAGCUGGAUGGUCUAUCCCAGGAAAAGUUUCCCAAAGGUUCUCACGUCUCUAUCCUGUCCGUGCUCACCCCGGAACGUGUAUUCGUUAGAUCUUUGGAAAAGGAAAGUAAUAUCGCAUAUUUGCAAACACUGAGCGAUGUAGCUAAAGCUGGACUCAGUGCAGAAAAGUUGUACGAUGUUUCAGAAGCUGGUGACAUAUGUUUAGCUCUGUAUCAACCUCUUAAUAUCUACGCUCGCGUUUUGAUCACUAAGGUUUCUAAGAAGCAAGCCCACUGUGUUUUCAUAGAAUUCGGAUUGGUUGAGCUUGUAAAUAUUGACGAUUUGAAACAGCUCAAAGACGAAAAGCUUAAACUGAGAAAAGUUUGCGUACACAAAGUGCACCUGAAAGGAAUAACCGAAGAGUAUGGUCAUAUUGAAAAAGCAAUGUCCUAUCUGAACAGCCUCAUAAACAAACCACUGGAAAUGAAAGCCCAACUUGAAGGCAGCCGUAAUCUAGUUGACGCUCAGCUUCGAACUGUCGAAGGCAUUAGCGUCAACAAACAAAUUAACCAGCUUAUAAUAAUACCGGUGGUAAAAGUGGUCGAAAACAUUGAUUCCUUCAUCGACUACAAAAAAAUACCUCAUAAAAAACUACCCCUAAGCACCAAAAUGGACAUUAUGAUCUUGAAUCGUACCACCAUCAAGCUAGAUUUUCGUGUAACCCUUAUCGCGUGUCAGGACCUUCCAUAUCUUCAAGACCUUCAACAGAAACUGCAAAGUUACGGUAAAAAAGUGGAACAGUUCACUGAACAUUACACUCCUCGGCUAAACGAACUAUGCCUGAUACGAAACAUGGGCACCUGGUAUCGAGGUGUCUGUUUGGAAUCGGUCGGUGACGGUCGGCCUUCCGUAUUCCUGUGCGAUUAUGGCUGCUUGCUAAUGGCAAAACUGGAGGAUAUUCGAAAAAUACCACCCAGUUUGGCGGUGGAAGUACGUACUACCGAUGCGAAGGUGUUCAGACUGGAGGAAGCUGAAAAGGCUGGGGUUAAAAUUGAUUCAGAAUUCCUAGAUAUCUACCUGGAGGAAAACGAACCAAUGACAGUGGAGAUAAGUGAGGAAACUGAAUUUAAAGAGUUUGGCGAUACACUGUCGAAGGAAGACACAACGAUGCUUUCGGUAAUUAAGGUGCCGGAUUUGAUUGAGUUUAUCGAUGACCGGCUCAUUAUAAAUCAUAAUAAAACUCAAUCUAUAUUCUGAUGGAAAAUAACCAACCUCCUGGCAAGGCUAUGGCGAUGUACAGGCUUUUAAGUAGUCAACAUCAGAGAUACCAGAAAUAUUUUUCAAAUGUUUUCACAUUUUAUAAAAAAAAUGUCUUCCUUUGUCUUCAACGACCAGGAUUCUGAAUCGGUUAUAGAUUGUCAGAAAUCCAAAAAAAUACCUUCAAAAUGAAAAAUUGUCACAUUUGAAAUGUCUUCAAAAUGUCUGCAAAUCUGGCAACGCUGGCCAACACAUUAACCUUUCUAUUCCUGUUAAAAAAGAAAUGGUGCCAAAUUAUUUCGUGAGGAAAUCAAAAAAAAAAGCGCUGCAAAAACCGUUUGAGGAUUGUUUUGAUUUUUACAAAAGGCGAUCUUGGCCAGGAAAAAUGGCCGCCUGACAGGACCCUGAAAAUGACGAAUUAAUAGAAUUUAUACUUUUGUUUGUAAUUUCAUUUUUAGUAUUAAUUUAAGAUAUACGUAAUUUAAAUAUUCUUGAAAUAAAUCCUUUUUUAAUGUA
Messenger RNA from Topomyia yanbarensis, 2939 nucleotides. Its product is annotated as tudor domain-containing protein 1. NCBI's taxonomy places the organism in Eukaryota, Metazoa, Arthropoda, Insecta, Diptera, Culicidae. The transcript has 3 exons. The coding region runs from base 150 to 2423 and encodes 757 amino acids. The record is from RefSeq and is a predicted model, not a curated record. Gene Ontology annotation, molecular function: RNA binding.